AACUUCUCAACCCCCUCCCUCUCCAAAACUUCUCAACAAGCACAUUGCACUGUCUCUCUCUCUCUCUCUCUCUCUCUCUCAGUACAUCCAACCAUGUCUUCUUCUUCUCCUUCUACCACACUAUCAAGAAAUUCCAGUAUAUAUGCCAAGAGAGGUUCCAAAAUCCGUUGUGCUGUACACUCCCCUUCAAUUCUCCAGUUCCCAAAACUCCCCUACCAACUACCAACAAUCACUACACAGGACUCUCACUCAACAACAACAACUAAUCAUAACAUUCACACUCCCAAAACAACCCAACAACCACCACACUGGAACUUCCUCCAAAGAGCCGCCGCCACUGCCCUAGACGCAGCAGAAAGCGCGUUGCUCUCCCGCGAGCGCCGCCACCCGCUACCGAAAACCGCCGACCCCCACGUCCAAAUCGCCGGUAACUUCGCCCCCGUACCCGAACAACCCGCAAAGCACUCCCUCCCCGUCAUUGGAUCCAUACCCGACUGCAUUCGGGGCGUCUACCUCCGCAACGGAGCCAACCCGAUGUACGACCCCCCCGCCGGCCACCAUCUCUUCGACGGCGACGGAAUGAUUCACGCCGUCACUAUAAAUGAUAACAAUUCCGUUAGCUAUUCAUGCCGGUUCACGGAGACUCACCGGCUGGUUCAGGAGAGAGAAAUCGGCCGGCCGGUUUUUCCUAAACCGAUAGGAGAGCUCCACGGGCAUUCGGGUAUUGCCCGACUACUUCUCUUCUACGCCCGUGGUUUAUUUGGGCUCGUGGACCAUAGCCACGGCAUAGGAGUAGCCAACGCCGGUUUGGUCUACUUCAACCGGAGGCUACUCGCCAUGUCGGAAGACGACCUGCCUUACCAAGUUCAAAUCACUCCCUCCGGUGAGUUGAAAACAAUCGGACGGUACGAUUUCGACAACCAGCUCAAAUCCACCAUGAUAGCCCACCCGAAACUCGACCCGGUCACCAAAGAGCUCAUGGGCCUCAGCUACGACGUCGUUCAGAAGCCGUACCUCAAGUACUUUAAGUUUUCCCCCGAGGGGAAAAAAUCACCGGACGUGGAAAUACCGUUGGAUGGUCCAACCAUGAUGCAUGACUUUGCGAUUACUCAAAACUACGUCGUUGUACCCGACCAGCAAGUGGUGUUCAAGUUACAAGAAAUGCUCCGCGGUGGGUCCCCCGUGAGUUACGAGGAGAAAAAGAUAUCCCGGUUCGGGUUUCUCAGGAGGGAUGCUCAGACCGGGUCGGAUAUUAUUUGGGUGGAGUGUCCGGAUACAUUCUGCUUCCACUUGUGGAACGCUUGGGAGGAACCCGAGUCAGACGAGGUGGUGGUCAUCGGGUCGUGCAUGACCCCGCCCGACUCGAUAUUCAACGAGUGCGACGAGAAUUUGAAGUCCGUGUUGACAGAGAUCCGGCUCAACUUGAAAACCCGCGAGUCAACCCGGCGGCAGAUACUAUCACCGAGCCAGGAUUUGAAUUUGGAAGCGGGCAUGGUGAACCGGAACAAGCUCGGGCGGAAGACCCGGUUCGCUUACUUGGCAAUCGCGGAGCCUUGGCCCAAGGUGUCCGGGUUUGCGAAGGUGGAACUGGAGACCGGAAGAGUGGAGAAAUUCUUCUACGGCGAUCGGAGGUACGGCGGGGAGCCGUUUUUCGUGCCGAGGGACCCGUGUUCAGAGAGCGAAGACGACGGGUACAUUAUCGGGUUUGUUCACGACGAGAGGACGGGGAAAUCGGAGCUCCAGAUAGUGAACGCAAUGAAUUUGCGAUUAGAAGCAUCGGUUAAGCUUCCUUCGAGAGUGCCGUACGGGUUUCAUGGGACGUUCAUAAGCUCAGAAGACUUGGCCAAGCAAGUAGUAUAGCACAUACUGUACUAUACAGUCUAUAGCGAUAUAUACAUUAAUUAAGAAUAAUGCAGCAGCUGGGUGAUUAUUUAUAUUUA
Molecule: messenger RNA, 1940 nt
Organism: Rhododendron vialii
Lineage: Eukaryota; Viridiplantae; Streptophyta; Magnoliopsida; Ericales; Ericaceae
Product: 9-cis-epoxycarotenoid dioxygenase NCED2, chloroplastic-like
Exons: 1
Coding region: 94-1860 (588 amino acids)
Biological process (GO): carotene catabolic process
Cellular component (GO): chloroplast stroma
Molecular function (GO): carotenoid dioxygenase activity
Source: RefSeq, a predicted model, not a curated record